CUCAUUACAGGAUUGAGAAAACGUUGGAUUUUGCCCCCUAGAAAUCACCAUCGUUUUAAUGACCGUCACAUCCCCGUGAAUUCGCCUCUCACAGGUUGCAACCGGCAUUACUCAAACAUAUGAGAUUUCAGUCUACUAAAGGCACUAUCCCACGACAACUUGGUACUUAUGAAUUGUUCUACAAUGAAACAUUGACAUUUUGAUUGAAUAAUUAAUUGAUUGUAAUUAAAGAAAUUAUCGAAGAUCUCUAGCAUCGAUCCGGGUACGAAUCUGUUAUUAUUUCUACCUAUGUUUGCUGACUGCAAAUACUCUAAUAUAAUUAGAGUAUACUCGCGUAUAUAGUCCCAGGCAGCUCCUAGGUUGGAAAUAGUAGGAGAAUUGUUGAUCGACACCCCAAAAUGGUACCUACAUACCUACAACCUACUCCUAUGUUGGUAUUUCGUUUUACCCAAGUAAUUAUAUACCAAUGGUUGGCUAUCAUGUUCAGGAAUCCCUGCGUCGUAUACUGCAGACCAUGAAUGUCAAGUUAGUCGUAUUGUACGACCUAUUUGUAGAGGUACCGAUGUACUUGGACUUCAGGCGUAAGGAUAUACGAAUUCGAAUUUGAUGCAUAACAAUGGAAGUCCUUAGGAAGAUGGAAAUGAUUGCAGUAAAACAUCAACAAAAUUUUUAUGAACUUCUGCCUGACUGGUUUUUAUACAAUGAUAAUGACUAUGAUUUUAUAAGACAACAAAUUGGAUUGGCUUUAUUAGGUCCUAAUAUUGAUGAAAAUAGAGAAAACAAUAUUAUACAUGACAAUGAAAUGUUAACAAGAGUCACAUAUGAUAACAAAUCAUGUAAAAUUAUUAAUGCCAUACAUAAGCAAGUACUUAAUUAUGGCAAACAAACAAAUAAUAAUGGUACCAGUUUUAUUUAUUUGGGUGUAAUAUAUAAUAUUUCUUUCUGUCACAAUGCAUCUAAAAAUGGUACUGUUGCAACGCCCAAUGAGAUAUAUGCGUUACCAAUAUUUAAAAUAAAAAGGGAUAUAGAUACUAUAUGGUAUAUUGAUAUUGCUGCUAGAGUAUACAAAAGUUGGGAAGAUUAUUUAAAUAAUAAUACUUUACCAAAAUGUUUAAUGGUUGUACCAAAAAAUGGGAAGUAUCAAUGCAACUUUCAUUCUAAAGUUACAAAAUAUUCUUCAACUGUAUGGUUAGAAACAUUAAAGUCACCUGCCUGUAAAAGUUCAAAGACUGCGCUUAAAGCUGUUGAUGCUACCGUUAACGUGUUAGGUAUUGCUUCAACUGUUGGAAUUGGGGCUGCAGCCCUUUUGACUCCUGUGGGACCUGUAUUAACUGCCACAAGUUUGUUAACUUGUGGUGUAAGUGGAAUAUGGAAUUUUGGUCGAGGUGUAACAAAAUUAGUAGACCUUGGCAACCAUAAACAAUCUGUAAAGCCUACAAAUUUGAGUGCCUUGUCUGCAUGGAUUGGAAUAAGUACCUCAGGUUUAACUAUUGCAGCAAAUAGUGGAACUAUACUUUUAUCAAAAGCUAUUUCAAAUGGCUCUAAUAUCAGUAAAGCAGCUAAGGCAGCCCAUGACUCAGUCACAUUAAGUAAUCUUACAGUUAAUGGAAUUGGUAUAGCCUUUCAAGGAUAUUAUUUAAUUGACCAAUAUAAAACAAAGAAGGAAGUUGAUUUUAUAGACAUACUUAUGUUCAGCUCACAUGUUUUAUUCUUUAGUAAUGCUAUAGUAAAUAUGAAAUUAGCUGGUGAGCUUAUAAGAACAUCGAAUGGAACUGUUUUCGAGAAAUUUAAUAACUCACUACGUUUUAAACGCUUUCAAGCAGAGUAUAAUAGAAUCAAUAAUAUAAACGACAGCAAUAGCAAUGGAAUAAUUCAGAGACUUAAGAUAAUUACUAAUAAGAUGCAUAUUUUAAAUAUUUUCAAUACAGGAAGCUUGAAUAAACAUAUUCAAUUAAACUUCCAAAAUGGCAAGAUCCAAAUAAAUGGUAUAACCUUAGUAGACCCUACUCUACUGGCACAGCAGUUACUAACAACUGGAGCAGUUGCACUCAUAUCAGAUCAAUUUUCAUCACAGAAUGAGAAGACAAUGUCUGUAUUGAAAAAUUUAUUCUCAGAAUUGCUAAAAAAUUUUUAUUCUGAGCAGUCAACUGUUUUGGAUGAAAACUCACAAAACACUGAUCAUUUUCAUGACAUGCUCACAGAAAUGAGAUGUAUGAAUGAGAAUAACGCUAAAAAUAUUUUGAGAAUGGUUUUCAAAAUGAGUGUACAUUUGGCACGGUUUCAAGGAGAUCCUGUGCAAUAUCUGGACAAGGCCAUUUUGUUUAUGUGGGAAUAUGCUAAGACAAACCUAAAGCAAAACUGUUUGGACACGUGUACUAUUUUCAAAGCUAAUACUACUGUAUACAAUAUCCUGAUCAAAAUUGUUACAAAGGUAUUUGAACUUAUUGAUGAAUUGACCUAUGAUUUACUCUCGGCCUUUCAUUCAUUCAUAUCAAAUGUAGUGCCUUCACACUGUUCACACUAUGAAUGUUAAGAUAAAUGAUUUUUUAUACUUCCAUAAUUUUUGUACGCGUAGUUUAUCAUUGAGAUUAUUGUUGUAUUUUGUACUCUAAUCGUUUAAGUGCCACGGAUUUUUGCAAUAACCCAGUGGAAAACUGUUGAGCGUAUCAACUCAGAAACUGAAUUACGCUUUUCUAUUUUUAUAUUAAACAAUUCUAAAUAGUAGGAUCGUUCCGUUUUCCAUUUCUAAGCAAGUAAUGACGAAACUAAAAAUAAACGAUUAAAAGGAAAAAUCUAAUUAGAUUCUACAAACUUAAUAAGAUAGCACUUUUAGGCAGUCUAGCGGAAAAGCCGUUUGGUACUCAAACGUCUACCUUUUUAAAGCAGAGAAAUAAAGA
Molecule: messenger RNA, 2897 nt
Organism: Nomia melanderi (Alkali bee)
Lineage: Eukaryota; Metazoa; Arthropoda; Insecta; Hymenoptera; Halictidae
Source: RefSeq, a predicted model, not a curated record